GGGGGGGGCCGGGCUCCGCGCCCCGCUGACAUCACCCGCCCGCCGCCCGCCUUUUAGCGCAGGGUCGGGGUCCCCGCGGGGCAGAGCGCCGGUCCCUCGCCGAGCAUCGCCCUCGCUCCGUCCGCAGCCGCUUGUCUCCCAGCACCGCAGCCAUGGCAAACGUAGGGCCAGCCUAUGGCAUGAGCAGGGACGUGCAGUCCAAGAUCGAGAAGAAGUACGACGAUGAGCUGGAGGCCCGGCUGGUGGAGUGGAUCGUGGCGCAGUGCGGGGAUUCUGUGGGGCGCCCCGAGCGCGGCCGCCUGGGCUUCCAGGUCUGGCUGAAGAACGGCAUCGUGCUCAGCAGGCUGGUGAACAGCCUCUACCCCUCUGGCUCCAAGCCCGUCAAGAUCCCCGACGCGCCACCCACCAUGGUCUUCAAGCAGAUGGAACAGAUUGCCCAGUUCCUGAAGGCGGCCGAGGACUAUGGAGUGGUGAAGACAGACAUCUUCCAGACCGUGGACCUGUUUGAAGCCAAGGACAUGGCAGCGGUGCAGAGGACGCUGAUGGCCCUGGGCAGCCUGGCAGUCACCAAGAACGACGGCAACUACCACGGGGACCCCAACUGGUUCAUGAAGAAAGCUCAGGAGCACAAGCGGGAGUUCACCGAGAGCCAGCUGAAGGAGGGCAAGAACAUCAUCGGGCUACAGAUGGGCAGCAACAAGGGAGCGUCACAGGCGGGCAUGAGCUACGGCCGGCCCCGGCAGAUCAUCAGCUAGGCUCUGCCGCGCCGCCCCCAGCCCUCCCCAGCCGGGACCUCCGUCUCCGCUCCCCGGCCCAGCGCCGCCGCCCGUCCAUUGGUAUUUAUUGAGGAGCAGCCGCCCGCCCGCCGCAUCGCCCCGCCAGCGGCAGCACGAGCCCCGCCGCAGCCCCGGCCCGGGGCCGUGCCCCCCGCGCCGUGCCCCGGGCAGCCCCCGCAGCCCCGGCCUCGCACCCCCAGCGCUGAGCCCCGGGCAGCCCCCGCAGCCCCGGCCUCGCACCCCGCCGCCAGCCGGCCCUGCCCCGGCCGGAGCCCUCGGGAGGGACCCGGGAGCGCCGCCCGCACCUGCCCCCGCCACCGCCGCAGAGAUCCCUGCCACGGGGAGAAGAGAGAAUCGGCCUCGGUUUUGUACUUGGUUUUUGUCAAAAUUAAAAGGUUCUAUUCAUCGAG
This is a messenger RNA of Zonotrichia leucophrys gambelii, 1186 nucleotides long. RefSeq names its product transgelin (gene TAGLN). Lineage: Eukaryota; Metazoa; Chordata; Aves; Passeriformes; Passerellidae. The record is from RefSeq and is a predicted model, not a curated record. The transcript is spliced from 5 exons. Bases 153 to 755 code for a protein of 200 amino acids. Gene Ontology annotation, molecular function: protein binding.